Pelobates cultripes (western spadefoot toad) is the source of this 18322-nucleotide messenger RNA. Lineage: Eukaryota; Metazoa; Chordata; Amphibia; Anura; Pelobatidae. The record is from the annotation of a GenBank genome assembly.
CAAAGAGCGCGGCUUCCAUGCUCUAAACUCCAGCUGAGGUCUAUUUCCACCACCGGAUUCGGCGGGAUUUAUCAACAGCUCGUCCGCGGUAACGUGAAGUUAUGAACAGCCGCCUGCAGGAGAUCAGAGCCCGGCAGAAGCUCCGCAGGAAGCUGCUAGCCCAGCAGGUAGCCCACACCGCCAUCAUGAGCUUUAAUGCCUGGCCUAGUGUGUCAGACACCCCCACUGAUCUUAACCCUUUGACUGCCAUUGGGCAUACAACACCCACACAGCAAUGGCUGAUAACAGAACCUCAGCAGCUCUCAGAGAACUGUAUGGGCAGCGGGGGUCUGCCCUCCACACUCAGCCAGAGCUCAGCCAUGCUCCUCACAUAGCUCUUAUUGAUGGUAGAGUACAUCUUGCCAUCAUGGUUAGCUAUCAUUAAGAACUAUCCUGCUGAUUCAAUAUAUUAGAGGGUUUGUUUGUUUUUUCAGAAAUGUUUUACCUUUUUUAUUAUUAUUAUUAUUAUUGUGAGCUAUCUAAACAAAGCUGAGUAUUAUUAGAAUAGUUUAUUAAAAGAAAGUGGCAAACAAAUUUUUUUUUUUUUUAAUGUUCUGUCCCUGUGUUUUUAAAAUUCUUCAAUAAACGUUUUUAGCAUUUAAAAACCGUAAUGAUGUAUUGUACUUAUUGUACCAAUUUUGAUGGUGACGACUGUUACAGUAAAGUGUUGAGCUGAGUAACACUAGUGUAUUCGAAUAGUCCCCUAAUAUAAAGUGGGUCAUGUUUCUCAAUGAAGUGGUCUGAGUGAUGUGGCCCUUUCUUUUUAACCCUGCAAUGUAAAACAUUGUGAAAUGUUUAAAUGGCAAGGUUAAAAUCCCUGUACCUGACUUCCACUAAAGGCACUUCCUUCUCCAGAAGCAAGUGAAACUUGAUGCUGGAAUCAAAGGCUACUGAAACUGUGGUGUUUUGGAUGGACAUGCCUAGUUCCAAUCCAUUACUUCUCUAUGAGAUGAAGUUUAUUGGAGGAGAUGGUUAGUGAUGUCACUUGGAUGCUGACAUAAACGGAGGAGAAGGGGGGGUUCUGGAAGCACUUGAAACAAGUUGAGUAAUAUUUUUACUAACGUUUAUGGAGAAAAGGCGGUGGACAGUGAUCACUUUGUUAUAAAGGAACCUAUAGUCACAAAAUAACUGUUAAUUUGGGUACUGUAUGUUUUUCUUUACUAUGGAAAUUACAGCCUGGGAUUGUCCCACAGUAAAUAGUCAGAAUGUUUUAGAAUAGUUUGAGAACUUACCUGGGGCACCUGGCAGAUGUGCAAAUCCAGUAUUUUCCUGCAGGAGAAUUGAAUGUCUCUAAAGAGGUAAGCAUAGUUAAUGUAGGACUUUGCUCAUUGGUUGAGGACACUCAGCUGGUGAAGGCAAUGAGCAAGGCCUUGCCUAAGCAAGGCUCUGUAGAACUAAUUUAAUUCUUCUGAAAGAGAAGACUGAGUGAAGGGUAUGUGGGUGUGGGAGCUUUGUAAAUUGUCAAGGUCAUCUAGCCCCUUUGCCUCCUAAAUAUAGUAAAAUCCUACUAAAAUUCCAGUCUGCUGCUGGCUCUGCAUGUGAUCUGCCUGCUUAGAUGACACUAUCAGAAGUGGUGAUCAAAGCCAAACACAAUGCUUUACCAUAGGGAAGCAUUGGAUUUGAUGAGACUGUCAAGGACGUAGAUCAGGGGCAUAGCCAGCACAAGCCAAUCAGCAUAUGCUUAGUGGAUGUAUCCCUAGGUUGAAAUGUAAACACUGCCUUUUCUCUUGAACGACAGUGUUUACUGCAAAAAUCCUGAAGGGAUUAAUUAUACUCUCCAGAACAAAUGCAAUAAAUUGUAGUUGUUAUGGUGACUAUAGUGUACCUUCAAGUGAAAUGUUAUGCAUUACCAGUACACGUUUGGACAGUAAUAAUGCUGUAAUUCAGGGAUGCCCAAAAGGUAGAUCCCCAGAUGUUGUAGAACUACAACUUCCAUGAUGCUUAGCAUGCCUUUAGAAUGACAAAGAAUCAUGGAACACUCAUUCCAUCAUAACGACUACAACAAGCUGUUGAGGUUUUGAUUGUUUUAAGUGGGUUCUUUGAGUUGGUUUAGUUAUUUCAUCAAUGUUAUAUCCGAAUACUAGAUAUAGUGGCCAUUAUCUACAAACAACAUUUUUAGCAUGGUAAAAGUGUUUUUAUUUUUUAAAUCUUUUUUUGAAAACAUCCUUGUGUUCUGUAAGUCUGUAUUCAUAACCUACUAGGAAUACGCUGAUAAGUCAGGUUCACAUGUAUAGUGUAAAGAGCGCUAGAAAACUAGCGAAGUAAUGAUUUAAUGGGUAGAGGCAAUGCAAAAGGAAAAAAAGGCUGUAUAAUAUAAUGCUAAUGUAGAAUUAUGCAGUCUUAUUACAUAAAUAAUGUUUUUGUUUUUCUUCUUAAUUCUAAAGCUAGGAGCAGAAAGUGCUGACAGUAUUGGAGCCAUACUAAACAGCAAAGAUGAGCUGAGGGAAAUAGCAGAAACUAGAGAAACCUGCCGGUAAAUCUAUAUAUCUAACACUUUGCCAACAUACACCUGUAUUGUCUUCAGUAUCAUUCCAUCAUUGAUCCCCUGUGUAGUAGUCCUCUUUCAACAGGAAGUUGUGAAACAUUUUGCCGGCCGUACAACUGUACAUAUCGCAUAACCCCUGUGCUACUUUUUACCUAAAUGUAGCCACUGUUAUCAUUCAAUGUAAGCAUUAAUGCAAGGGAUAGCAGUGCAUGUGAGCAGAAACUGACCGUUUAUAUUCACUUGUGAGCUUAAUUAUGUGAGAUAAUUAAAGGGAUUCUAUAGUGUAAGGAAUACAAAGUUGUGUUCCCUGCACUAUUGUUCUAUCUGGCCCUCCUUCCUCUGAUUCAGUGCAUCUCUGAGGAGAUGCUGAUUGGCCAAGCUGGGCAUUUGGCACUGCCUGCUUGACGAUCUCUCCUAUGGGAAAGCAUUGGAUUGCCUGAGAAAUAAGGUACGUUUUAUUACCUUACAAGGAGAUCAAACCACUUAAAUAGUUCAGUAGCACACAAGGCUGCUACACCCAAGCUCAGUGACACACCGUCACAAGGUCACUACACACAAGCUCGCUGACACACACAUAGACAAGCUCAGACACAGAGAUAAGGUUACUAUAUACAAGCUUACUGGCACACAUACACAAGGUUACUACACACAAGUUCCCAAACACAAGGUCACUACACAUAAGCUCACUGACUCACAAGGUUACUACACACAUACACAAGCUCACUGACACACAGACAUACAUGCACACAUGCUCACUGGCACACAUGCUCACUGGCACACAUAUACAUGCACACACGCUCACUGGCACACAUAUACAUGCACACACGCUCACUGGCACACAAGCUCAGUUCACUAGAACCCACAUAGUAAAAAGUCAGCUCACUGACACACACCUGGCAGCAGUGUAUAGUUCAUGACUGCUUCCCGGGCUAAUCCUUUUAUAGGUUGUGGAUCAACUCGAUAAUAAGCUCUCCCUCGCAGCUCUGAGUUAUCACCGAGUGCCGGAGUCCUGAGGGAAAGCUUAUUCUCGAGUUGAUCAAGAGGAGGUACCUAGCAUCGAAUAUCGCCCACUUGUUUGUUUUUUCUGAUCUUGAGGAAAGCCCAGCAUCGGGCUGAAACGUCGAUCUCUUUUAAUGCAUAUCUAAUAAAGCUAUUUGAAUUUUUAAUAUAAGAAGACCGUGGAGUGCAGCUAUCAUCUUUUUGUGUUUUGCAAGAAUUACAUCUAAACAUUAGCCAGCAAAUUGGAAAUGGUCUGCUCUGUGAUGUGCCAGCUUUUUAUAUUUCCAUGACAGGUAAGUUAUGAGCUUAGUCUGAGUUGAUGCAAAAAUAUGCUUGUCCUAAGGCACCAUGAUUGUUCUGUCUUGUCUUUAUUUUUAAUUUUUUCCCCCUUCAUAACUCUGAUUAAAGGGGAAUCGUCACUUCUCUGGAAAUUACCUCAUUGAAUAAAACAUUGAAAAUCACCUGUAACCUGUGUUAACCUUUUUUCAUGUGAUGCUUAAUUUUCAAUUUCAUUUCUAUAAGAGAAAUGAGGAAAUAGCAUCUUAAUCCAGUUCAGUUUAGGGACAGCCAGAGCCCAAAUUGCAAAUAAGGAGAACUAGGAACAUUGUUUGAUUUCUUCACCUUAUGCUUUCUCUAAGUUGACUGCAGGUUGCAUAUGAUGGAACGUAUGACAUUGACAGAGAGCCAAGAUAGAGGUAGUUUGUUUCAGGAAAAAUAGGUUUACAUGUCUGCAUUUAAUUGUAUUUAUUUUUUUCCUCAACUUACAAAUAGAUUUUUUUUUUUUUUUUUUAAAUCCUGUGGGAAGGGACAGUUCCCAUUUAAGUAUUGGGACUAAUAUAAGUUGUCAUACUGUUACCUUGAUACAACAUGAAUAGUAAGUUGGAUACGUUUUAUUAACAUAAAAUGCAGUAGCAUCUACUCAUGUCUGCUUCUCCAUUAAAAUGGCAAUCAUUUAUACAAAGACCAUUUAGUGGUAUCUUUCAUAUCAGCAUGUGUAGAUUUUAUUUUUACUCCAUAAAUGUUUUUUCUAUUUUAUUCCUUAAGUGCAUCUUAUGACACAGCAGCUUCAAAUUCAAAGCGAAAAGUACCCGAAGAAGGAGAACCAAAUGAAGAGGUGGUUGAAGAAUGCAAGGUAAGUUCUGUAUGCAAAAGUUGUCAAGGAAUACCAAGCAAAAUAAAUCGGCCAGUGAAUGGGCUUCUUGAGAUAAUUCCUAAAUAAAUUACAAAAAAAAUUAUUUGCACAAAUUUCCUUUUUAGCUCAGUUCUUCAGUAGCGAUGCACAGGGACUGACAGCAAUUUCUUAGCCAACUAGGUCUUUCAGUUAUUUUCAAUGUGAGAGCUGUACAUGUGUUAAUGAAGUCCUGUUUAUGCAAGGAGUCUGCCACUUGGCAAGCUAUUAGUACAGUUUCUAUUAGCCUGCCAAGUAGUUUUACUCCUAUUUUCUAAUGAAUAAAGCUGUUCAUGGCUGGAUAAUCCAUUAUCCCCAUGGUUAUUUGUGUUGGCCAUGGAACCCCUUGCAGAAAUAAUUAGGAAAACACCGGAAAUUGAAGGCAUUAAUAGUUGUGAUACAAGCCAUAAGAUAGGACUGUUUGCAGGUGACACCAUACUGUCACUAAAGAACCCAAUGAAAUCCAGAACACCCCUAAAUAUUAUCUUAAAAGAGUUUGGAGAAAUGCCAUAUUAAAAACUCAAUACUCUUAAAACCCAAGCACUCCCAUUUAUUAUUCCAUGGUUUGAUUUGGAUAAACUGAAAGAAGAAGAAUAUCUUUUUUGAAUAGAGAGAUUCAUCUAUUCAAUAUUUAGGCAUAAAUUUAUGCAAAAAUUUGUCUAAAAUGCAUAACCAAAAUUAAAAAAAAAAAAGCGUGGCCUGGUUUACAAAAAAAGAUGGAAAGAUGGUGCGGCAUGGAGUUAUUGUUGACGGGCAGAUUGACAUCUAUUAAGAUGACUAUUCUACCCAAGAUGGUAUACUACCUUAGAACAAUUCCUUUAUCCAUUCCAUUGUCCUUUUUUAACAAUAUACUUUCAACAUUGAUUAAAUAUAUCUGGAAUAAUAAACAGAGUAGGAUUUAUUUUAUAACUAUGCAACAUUUAAAGGUAAACGGUGGUCUUGGUGUCCCAGACUUUAGGAAGUAUUAUAAUGCUGCUAAUGCGGCUUCUGCUUUUAAAUUUAACAUUGAUCAUAACAGGCUGAGGUGGCAAGAAAUAGAAGCAGAAAAGAUCUUACCAUAUUCUAUUAAAGAACUGUUAUGGCUGCAUUUAAAUGGACGCCCUAAGGCUAAACACAUGUUUCCUUUAACCAAGAUUGCCCUCAGGAGCAAUGCCAUUAUCAAUUCUAAAUUACUUAACCCUUCUGGAUCUAACUUUUUGGCACUCCCAUUCUAUGUACAAUUUUGAUAAUAUAUUUUCAGGGAUAAUUUCUUUUUCAGGGAAUUCACAUUUAACAUUUGAUUAAUUUAAAGAAAAAUUUGAUUUGGACGAUUCUAUAUUACCAAAAUAUACUCUAAUAACAGACAAAUUGAAAGAAAAUUUUGAAAUAUUAGAAUUGGGUAAAGGAGAUAAAUAAUAAAAAAAUGUCAAAUUUGGAAAAUUUUUAUCUCCUCAAUCAAAAUUGUAAAGGCAUAAUCUCCUUUUGCUGUUCCCAUGUUUCUCCUAGGCCCACAUCAAAAUGAUCUUUUAUGGAAACAUGGGAAAGAGAUUUGGGAGUUCAAUAUGAGCUGGGGGAUUGGAUACGUUUUAUUCUCGCCUUGAGAGGUAUCACGCAGUGUGCUAGUCAUCGUGAGAAUCAUUUAAAAAUUCUCUAUUGUUGGUACCUGGUUCCAUCACGCCUUCACAAAAUGAAUCCUUAAGUCUCAGACAGAUGUUGGAGGGAGUGUAAUGAGAUGGGUACCAUGUCACACCUCUGGUGGUUUUGCCCUAAACUCGCUAUGUUCUGGAGUGCUAUUCAUAAACUUAUGAAGACUUUUGACUCAAAUAUUUCCAUCUUUACAUCGGAACUCGGGCUCUUUAAAAAAAAUGUCCAUAAUCUGUUAAUAAAGUAGACAGAGUAAUCAUAGGACAUAUUCUUAUAGCCGCCACAUCUUACUUACCCAGAUAUUGGAAAUCUCCUGCUAUAUCCUCUAUAGUUGAUGUACUAAAGUUAGUAUUAGAAAACAAAUCGUUGGAGAUGGCUAUUAGACAGCCAUCUUUAUUUUGGGAUCAGCUUCAUUAUUUCUGGACUGAGUGGGUAAAAAAAAAAGGUUAAAUCUUAUCAUUUAUAAUUCAAGAUAUUCAAACUGUAAAUUAUUAGUUGUACAAACUUGUUUCAUUCGUUUUACAUAGAUUAUAAUUAUUUAUCAUCAAUAAAUAAAUAUAGACAUAUCAAUAUUGCACAAAAAUAUUGUAAAUUUGUAUGGAUACUUCCCCAAGUUUCCCCUUCCCAAUUUUUUUUAUUAUAGCUCAUUUAAUUGUCAUUUUUAUUUUAUUAUAUUAUUAAAUACCUAAUAAAAACGAUUUGAAAAGAUUUAUCUAGCAUAACUAUAGCAAUUCAAUAUUUGUCACAGUCUUCAAUUUUGCAAGGUCCCAACAUAUUAUAUGCAUCACUAUUUUCUUAACCAUUAGUCUACCUGGCAUGUUCAGUAUUGGCUAACUGUCUGCACAUGGUGGGUUGCAUAGUAGGGGGAAACUAUUGCUCCAUCAUGUAAAGCUAUUCCAGAUAUUUAUAUUUGUGGGGGGGUUUUUUUUGUUUGUAAUUUUUUUUUUUUUUUUUUCUUAAUGACCCAUGUCUUAAAGUUGAACAAUCAAGGUCCUUGUCUCUUUACAGGAUAAAGUAGAACCACAGAAGGAAGAGGAAAACUUGCCUUAUAAAGAGGAAAUCUACAAAGACUCAAGCACCUUUCUAAAGGUAUUCACAUGAGUGUAUUUAUUCCCUUUUAGGUUUCUUGGCAGAGGUUGCUAUUCUUUUAUUUUUAAUUAUUUUUAUUGAUUUUCUUAAAUAUAGAUCACAUACAACAACAACAAAAAAAAUACAUAAAUUAUACAUGCAAAAUUAAAAAAAAAAAACAAACAAAAAAAAACGUUGGAUUACAUUCGAUUUCUUAUGCUUAUUUUUUCCCUCUAUUACCUCUUUCCUAUUCAUCUUCCUAACUUUUUACCUUCUACCCAGUAAAGAAAAAUAAAGAAAAUACAAUAAUAAGAGAAUAGGGAUUAUCCUCCAUUAUGGAAAAAAGAAGCUACAAAGGGAAAUGAUUCUCUUACAUACCCCACUCAAUGCCUUACAAUCUUAACCAUCUGUCUAUCUUUCAUACAUGGAGGGAUUUAAUUUUUUUUUGUUCUUCAUGCAAAUAGAAGAUCGUUAGCAAACCCAAGUUUAUUAUUCAUUCAAGGCACUUUCCCACAGGGGGAUUCAAGAGUUUGCUAUUCUGGUGUAAAAAUAGAGCAUAUUUAGAAAUUAAGUAAAAUGAACUGACAGUCCAGCCUUUGGAGUCCAGGAUGUUUGUCCAAAAACACUCAGAACUACAGGAUAAUGCUCCUGCUUGAAACCUACUGAUGUCUCUGUCACGGUUAUUAAUAAGGAUCUUCCAGACUAAUACUAUGAUAUCAUGGAGUUAUUUCUGUUCCACAAAUGGACUUACCACUUUCUCUCCCUGGCAUAUUUUAUGAUUAGGUACUUAAAUCUGUGGUCGUGAUAAAGGCGAUUCUUAAUUAAAGUGAAAUGGAGUAUGAUCAUUUGCUAGAUUACUUUUCUUGGCAGAAAUUCAAAACUUAAAACCAUAAAUCUUAUUUUGGUGCAUUACUCCGUUACUGUUAAUAAAAUGGUGUACCAUAGAACAAAAGCUGAUCAAACAAGGCUUUCUAAGUUAGUGUUCUGUGAAGACAUUACAUAGGUUUAUGUUAAAGGGAAGGGAAUUACAAUAUCUGCAUAUGUGAAUGUAUAUUUGAAAGAUGGGGCCAUUAGCAGAAUUCCAUAAUAUGUUACAAACAUGAUGAUUAUCCUUGCAUAAUUUGUGUUUCAAAUAUAUGAAGUUAAGCAUAGUUUCCAAAAUGUGGCAGCAGAAUCUGAAUUUUAUUUAAGAGGUAUAGUGUUAUUGUUUUUGUAUGUGUGUGUCACUACAUGCACCAUGCCCACUGCAAAGGUUUUGGUGCUAGCAUGUCCCUGGCUCCAUCCGCAGUUCUGUUUGAAUUUGUUUCUCAAGCGGCUUGACACAAACCAGUGGUCCCCUGUGUCUCCAUGGCCUGGCUCCUGGCUUUGCAUGUUGCUUUUGAGGCAACCUAGAUUGACAAAUUGCUAUUGAAUAAGUUGCAUUGCAUUCUCAUGAAUUUUGUGCAAGUUUGAACUACAUUCCUUGAAUGAAUGUGACCACUCUGGGGUUUAGUUUCAACAAAAAAGUAAUCCGAUUGAGUUAUUUGUUCUUUCUUACAAUACUUUACUUUACAUGCAUUGCAGUCACAUUAAAAAUGUUUACAUUGAUUUACCAAUUUAAAAAAAAAUAAUAAUUGCAGUAGUUCACUGUAAGUAGCACUACAUGUACCGGUAGUAUCAAAGGGCUUACAAUUUUCAUUUGUCCACUAUCCAUUAUACAGUAUUUUACUUAAUAUUUUCAAAUGAUCUAUUAUUAUCCCAAUUUUGUGAAAUAGUGUGAUGAUAUUUCACACCGUACCAUGUCAGAUUGUGGAUUACCUAGCACCUGAUUGCCUGCAUGAAUAAUCUUGAAAUUGGAAUUCAGAAAAGACUGUAAUCUGUUUUAAUUGUUUUAGGGAACGCAAAGCCUGAAUCCUCAUAAUGAUUACUGCCAGCAUUUUGUUGAUACAGGACACAGACCGCAGAAUUUCAUCAGAGACGUCGGUAGGUUAAUUUGAUUCUUACACUCACAGCCGUCCUUUAGUUUGCCUGUUUUUUUGGGUCGGACCUUUCAAUAGAAAUUUUGCAUUUGCGGAAGAGGCAGCACUAACUCCUAUUUCUAUAAACGAUUUAUGGUCCAGCAGGCUAAUGGUCGAGGCCAAGACAUUAUGUUUAAGUCCAUUUCAGAGAUACUAAGGAAUGCCUGCAAUUUGGUCAGUUUGGUUAGCCUAGGUUCGGUCCAACAACCUUAUCUCAAGUAGUGGGGUAUGAAAAAUAACCUAUAUGAAUUUCCUACGAUUUAUGUGUUUUGUCAUUUAAAAUCCAUUUUCUUUUACAUUGCAAUUCACUCUAGAUAUAAUGUAGUACAGGUUUGGAUUCAUUUCAUGAUUGUCUGUAUGGCAGCAGCUGUCUUGUCAUACGUAAUUGAUUUUGUUUUUCUUUUUUUACUUUUUUAUUUUUUUUUAUUUUUAGGUCUAGCAGACCGUUUUGAAGAAUACCCUAAACUCAGGGAGCUGAUCAGACUAAAGGAUGAGUUAAUCUGUCAGUCCAAUACUCCACCCAUGUAGGUGUGCUUCUUCUGUAAAAUUGCAUGGUGUCUUAUAAAACAAUCAAUUACUCUUUUAGUAUUAUUUAUACUCUUAAAUUAAUGUAACAAUUUUGUAUAAAUCAUUUCAAAAUUGAGAUCAGCUUUAGUCUGGAGUGUAACAUCAAUUUUAGUCAUUCAAAUUAAUGUUUUUUUUUUUUUCUUUUUUUUUCUUUUUUUUUUUUUUAACAGGUAUUUACAAGCAGACUUGGAAACCUUUGACCUCAGAGAGUUGAAGAGUGAAUUUGAUGUAAUCCUUCUGGAGCCUCCAUUAGAGGAAUAUUACAGAGAGACUGGUAUUGCAGCUAAUGAAAAGUGGUGGACCUGGGAAGAUGUAAGUCAUGAGAAAGCAAUAUCUUUUGAGUUAUGGCUCUUUAUUCAACCUUGUGCUCUAGAAUUGAUAAACAGCCUCCAUCUUGAGUAUUAAUAAUGAGCAUAUUCUGCUUUUACUCUCAUGGUUAAUUAGUGUUUGUGUGCUGGCCAGUAUGCAACAGAUGCUCACUGGCACUGGCAUAGAUGUUGGUUUAGAUGAAAAGCACACAUGUAUAGAUCUACAUUUUAACUAUUUGUCUGCCCUAGCUAAUUGUUUCAUGUUUCAAUACACUUCUAGUAUACUUGAACGUUUAACCCCUUUGUGACUGGCUCCAUAUGUGGUGCAUACAUGUGAUGGCUAUCGAUGCGACUGCUCAAGCAGGCGUGGCGCAACGUAGUUAAAUUUUUUAUUUAUUUUUUUUAAACUUGCAUAGCUUUAUAUUUAACAAUAAAAAUACCAUUCUUAAAGGGACACGAUACUCACCAGGACCACUACAGCUUAAUGUAGUGGUUCUGGUGUCUAUAGCCUGUCCCUUCAAGCUUUUCAAUGUAAACACUGACUUUUCAGAGAAAAGGCAGCAUUUACAUUGCUUCCUAGUGACCGUCACUCAGAUGGUCACUAGAGGAGCUUCCUGUGUGUGCAGCACCUACAUUCAAUUUAAAUCAAUGCAUCUCUAUGAGGAGAUAGUUAUUGGUGCAGCGUUUUGCAGCCAUUUCUAUUCGAAAACAUUGAUGAUCUCAGCCAUAGAGGCAGGGCCAGUCGAGGGGAUACCAGCAUGGCGUGGAGAAAAAAAAGGUGAGUUAAAAACCCCAUUCCCUUGCAAACGGAAGGGGUCUGGUAACCUAAACACACGUGCCGCGACUGACCCACGCCUACAAACACAACCACCAUGACACACAUGCAUACACCACACACACACACAAACACUAUGAUAGACCUAUAUAAUCACACUAUAACAGACAGACAAUACCUGUAGGCGACCAGCUGGGGGAUUAAUGAGACAGGCGGCAUGCAACGGGAUCGUGGAGGCAGAAAGCAGAGCUGUGAUGUCCCUGCUCUGCUCCCCAGCGCGAUGCUUAGUGGGGCCGGAAUAUGACGUCAUAUCCCGGCCCAGGUCUCACAAAGUGCUGGGGAGAAGAGCAAGGACAUCACAGCUCCCUCGCCCACCAGCAGCAAUACGCACAGCUAGCCGCCCGCCUCCAUGAUCCCCCAACUUGCCAACCGCCUCCAUAAUUUCUCAGCCAGCCUCACAAAAAACCAGCCGCCGGACUCACAUAUCAGAUGCCAAGGCAAAAUUCCUAGGCGUCAUGGCGACCUGGCGCCUGGGAUUUGUCAAGCCCUGAGUUAAAUACCUUAAUUGGUCUACUUUUUACAAAUCUAUACUUUGGUGUAGUGACUUUGGAUUCUUCCAUAUUGUCCUAUGAAUUCAGAAAAAAUAUUUAUAUCCUGGACGUAUGAGGCAUUGCACAAUGAGGACUAAAAAGUGAAUCUAUUUAGAAUUAUUUUUCUUUAGUUGUUUAGACAUUAUCAGCAAAACUUUGCAAACAUGUUUGUGUUUGUUUUUUUUUUUUGUUUUUUUUUUAAUUUGUAUCCCCUGUUUUCUUUAGUAUUUUGCUCAUAACUAGUAUUGAGUUAAAUAUUCAUAUAGGGUAUCAUAAAAAAAACCCUAUCUGUCCUUCAAAAAUAUAAAUGUAUUAUGUAUGGGUACACUUAAUAGAAAAGUGUUAAAUUAUCAACACGUUAACAAACACAUAGUAAAAAGGCCUAUGUCGCAAAAUAACAAUUGGGAAAAGGCUCAGUCAUGAGGGGGUUAAAUUAGAUUUAAUUUAUUUUUUGCAACCAUCAAAGCAGUUUUUGUGAUGAAAUUAAAGGUUUCUUUUGUAAAAGGAAUAGCUGCAGUUAGAGGUGGUUGGGUUUAUGUGUGGUUCUAGAUAGUGAGUCAUGUGAAGGACAGACACAAUUUGUAGACAGAUUGUGUGUGCUCCCAUGGUAUUUGAUCCCUGUUCAAAGGUUAACCUGACUUCAUACCUGUUCGUGAAAAGCUAUUGCCUGCACCCCAUCUGAUUUAUCUGUGACCUAAAGAAAUCAAUUCCACAAACUGAUGGAUUUUGUUGCAGUACAUUUUGUUUGUCUUCCCUUGUGUAAUUUUUGCCAUCGGUAUACAUGUCUUUUAGAAAUUUACCUAAACAUGUAUUUUAAUUUUAUCCUUUAUCAUUUUAACUCAGAACCACUUCACUCUUUAAUACACCUAUUUACAAAGUUAACAUUGUCAUAUUGUUUCUCUUACAUUAUCUGUGGCUUUCUUGAUGUUUAUAUUUAUUAUAAAUUCAUAAUAUUCCUUUUGUCCAUGUUUGUUGUCUCACAUCUGUUGUGUAUUACAUUCAUAGAUUCUCUAAGUUUCUUUUUUUAAAUGUUGUUAUUGUAUACAUCUUCAAUGUAAUCUAUAACAAAAUCACAUUCGCAUCCCUUACUCGACCUAUAUACAAGGCUGUGAAGUAUGGAGUUAAUAAAAAUUUAUAUUUCUUUUUACUUUAGAUAAUGAAGUUAGAUAUAGAAGGCAUUGCUGGCUCUAGGGCUUUUGUGUUUCUUUGGUGUGGUUCUGGAGAAGGUCUGGAUUUCGGCAGAAUGGUAAGCAUUAUUGAACUAAUCCUUUUGUAUAGAGCCCCAGCUGCUGGUCAUUUGCAGCUUCACAUAUUGCAUGCCCAGUCUAUGUUUGCAAGUGGGUUACACAGGGCUAUAUUCUUACACCUACUUAGCACAACAAUAAAAUGGUGAAGUAUCCUAUCCAGGUUUAGCUUGAGUAAUCAUACAGGCAGAUGUUCCAUAAUCCAUUCUUUACUAAUUACAAUGAAAGGCCAGGUUUCCAAGUAAAUAUUUUACAUGCUCUUUAGAAUUUAAUUUCAAGCUUGAUUUUUAGAAUGCAUUAUUUUAAUUUGCUGCUAUUUAAUUGCUAAUGAUAUGGUAUCCCUAUGCACUAAAAUAAUUGCGGGUGUUCCCCCUCCCCCAAAAAUCCUCCGUCGUCUGCAAUGCGGGGUAUCCUAAUGCACAUGAGACCUUACCCAUCAGGAAGCAUUGAUUCUAUGCUUUCAUUUGGGGGAUUUUAACACCCUGGACAUCCUCAUGCAAAGUGUGCAUUGCAUAAACCUAACCCACUUACUUGGGAAAUCCUGUCUCCUGAGGCUCUCUGCAGGGCACGGUUAAAUAGGAACCUGGAUAUAGAUAUAGAAAAUAUGUAUGUGUACUAUACAAAUUCCCAUUGUCCUGGGAAAAAAAGAGUACACCUUUGUUGAAUUCUAUGGUUUUACAUAUCAGAAAAUAAUAACAAUCAUCUGUUCCUUAGUAGGUGCAUGAUUUAUUUAACAAAAAUAAAGUCAAAACGGAGAAGCCAUGGAUGGGGGAAAAAAAAGUAAACCUUUUAAUUAAUUCGCUUGUAGAACCACCUUUAGCAGCAAUAACUUAAAGUAAUAGAUUUCUGUAUGACUUUAUCAGUCUCUUCGAUCGUUAUUUAGGUAUUUAUUGAGGUUUGCUGGCAGUUGAUCCUUCACAGCUCUCUUAAAGGGACAGUAUGGGCACUCAGACCACUUCAGCUCAUAAACUGCAUUUAUUGCAUCAGAGCCACUAGAUGGACUUCCAGGUGGUUUUACAACUUUUGGUUGCCUAACAGACACUGGAUGUCCUUGUGCUAUGCAUGAAGACAUCCAGCAUCACCCAAAACCACAUCGGAAAGCAUUAUACAGUGCUUUCCUAUGGGGGAAGUCCUAUUGUGCUAAGGGGCAUCUUCGCUGGAAUAAGUUAAGUGACAGAAGAAAUUUUUAACCCCCUUCUGCACUACACAGAGAAGAGGGUGCUCAAGGGAUGAGGGCACUAUAGGGAGCUAUAGUGCUAGGAAAACAACUUUGUUUUUCUAGCACUAUAGUUUACCUUUUAGGUCCAGCCACAGCAUUUCAAUUUGACUGGGUCAUUGGAACAUCGUACUUUUCUUUUUCAACCAUUCUGUUGCAGCUGGUGUGCUUGGAAUCACUGUCUUGUUGCAUGACCCAAUUUUGGCCAAGCUUUAGCUUUCGGACAAAUUUCCUUCUAUUUAACUCUAGAACAAUUUGGUAUACAGAGGAGUUCAAGGUCUACUCAAUAACUCCCAAGGUUCCUAGGUGAUAUGCCUGAAAAAAAACAAUCCCAAAUCAUGAACUCUUCACCACUGUACUUGAGGUGUUUUGUAUUGAUAUGUUGUGUUCACUUUGGUCUUGACUGUCCAAAGGACAUUGGUCCAGAAGUCAUGUGGUUUAUUCAGAUGCAACUUGGCAAAUGUUCUUUUUAGAGAGCAGGUGGUUUCCUCUGGCAACCCUUCCAAACAAACCAUACUUGUUCAGUCUUUUUCUAAUUGUACUGUCAUGAAUGUUCGUAUUUAACAUGCUAACUGAGUCCUGUAGAGCCUGAGAUGUAACUCUUGAGUUUCUUGCAAUUUUUCUGACCAUUGCAUGGUCUGACCUUGGGGUGUAAUUGCUGGGAAGUCCACUCCUGGGAAGAUUGGCAACUGUCUUGAAUGUUUUCCACAUUGGAAUACUCUUUCUCAUUGUAUAAUGAUCUUUCAAUUGUUUGGAAAUGGCCUUAUAACACAAUUGCUUCUCUAAGACCAUUGCCGAUGGUUUUCUUCCUUGGCAUUGUUACACACCUGAAUGCUCCAGACUAGCAAACUGCUAAAACUUUGGCUAUUAUAGUGGUGGUCUAGUUUACUGAUGAUCAGUUAAUUAAGGACAUUUGAUUAGCAGCAUCUGUCUGCUACUUCACCUCUGUACCAGUAAGGGUGUACUUAUUUUUUUCAAACAUGACUUCUCAAUUUUGUGUUUAAUAAAUCAUGACAUGGUGUAUUAUGUCAUGUGUUGUUCAUCUGAGACUGUAUUUAUCUUAUUUUAAGACCUGUUGAGGAACAGAUGAUUAUGUCCUGAUAUGUAAAGCCAUAUAAUUUAAAGAGAGUGUACUUUCUUUUUUCUAUGAUUGUAUAUAGCUGUAUUCCAUCAGAAAGUUACUAUGAUUCAUACUAGUCAAGCCAGGCUUCAGGGUCCCAGGAUGGGCUAAGCACCCAUAUAUGUAGAUGUGUAUCAUAACAUCAGUAGCAUUGAAUGAUAGUUAUAGUGAAAGAGGUGCUAGGAAUUUCCACAAGUUUGCAAUUCAGCUUCAUAAUUUAGGAGACAUUACUCACAUAAUAAACUUAAGCAGUGACGUUUUUUAUUUAUUUUUCCUCGUCCCUCCUAAUAUUUUCCAGUGUUUGCGUAAAUGGGGUUUUAGACGAUCAGAAGACAUAUGUUGGAUUAAGACCAAUAAAGACAAUCCUGGCAAAACCAAGACUCUGGACCCAAAAGCAAUCUUUCAGAGGACAAAGGUAUUCACAUCAACACUUUAACUUGACCAAUGGCUAGGGAUAUUUAAUGCAGUCUCUACAGAUAAACUCAGGGAAAAGUGUGAUGCAAUUUAAUUAUAUUUUUUUCUUUAAUCAAGGUUAUAUUUUUAAAAAUAUCAAGAGUCACAAACAACUGUAGCAUAUGGACUAAUGUAUAUUUCUCUCUUUACUUCAUCAUUUUUUUUUUUUUUUUCUUCAUUUACAAAAAAUUACAUGAAUGCUACUCUUGGUGAAACCCAUAUUGAAACUGCACAAAAUUCUCAGUCAUAUUGAAAAACAAUGUUGUAUGAAGAAACAAACUGUCUCCUUAUUCUGCUGGCAAUGUGGAAACAUUCAUAUAAUUAUAGCUAAUGUUUCAUUACCAAGUACAUGGGGUUUAUUAUAUCAACAACUGUAAUUGGAGAGAAGUGACAAGUGGGAGUGCAAAUGUUUUGUCAAGGAAGCUAUAUUCUUAAAUUCUCCAAAUCCCUUUAUUUUGUCCAGACAUUUGAAAUUCUCAGAUCUCCACAAUUUCAGAAUUAGUGAAUAAACCUAUUGCUUUGAGAGCCAUACGAGUUACUACUAACAACAUGUUAAAUUAUCAUAUCCUCUCAAUGCCCAUGUGUCUAAAGAACCUUAGUGGUACAGCUAUAUCAAAUAGGUUCUGCACACAGUAAGACUACAGUAGUAGCUUUUGCACACACUACCGAUGGAUAGUUUUUUUCUUUUUGUUUCCAAGUACCUUUCACCAAUGCCGUCCUGAUUUAAGAAGUACAUUGCUAUACUGAAAACUUGAAUUGCAAAUAUUGAAAACCAGUUGAAAGUUUAUUACAAUUGUUUAUAUGCCACCAACAUGUUCAACAAUAUGUCAGCGUAGAUAUACUGAUGUCUGUUGACUGUUCUAUACUGUUGUUGGCUGUUAAUGAAUACUGUUAUGUUCAUUUAGGAGCACUGCCUUAUGGGCAUAAGAGGAACAGUGCAUCGCAGCACAGAUGGAGAUUUCAUCCAUGCAAAUGUUGACAUUGACCUCAUCAUCACAGAAGAACCAGAGAUAGGCAAUAUUGAGAAGCCUGUUGAGAUCUUUCACAUCAUUGAACAUUUCUGUCUUGGAAGGAGACGUUUGCACCUCUUUGGACGGGAUAGCACUAUUCGACCUGGUAAUCUCUAAAUUUCUUUUGGCUUUGUAAUACAUUGAUUAUUAUUUAAUGGUAUUACAGAUGUUGUGAAGUGCAUUAACUAAUACUUUUGAACUUUAAAGGGAUUCUAUAGUGUAAGAAAUACAAAUUUGUAUACUUUACACUAUAGAUACCCCUGGUCACUCCCCCUCCCCAGCUCAUAAAAUGUUAAAAAACAAAAACAUUUUAAUACUUACAUGAUUCCAGCGAUUUUACUGUCUCUUAAUGCCAGCGUCAGGCGACCAAAAGUCGAUUAGCCGCCAGGAAGUGCCUCUAGUUGCUGUCUGAUAACCACCAGAGGCAGUUUUAGUCCUGCAAUGUAAUUAUUGCAGUUUCUCUAAUACUUAAUGAUUUACAUUGCAGGACUCAGAGGGACAGGGACAGGGACACUGCACUCAGACCACUUCAAUAAGCUGAAAUGGUCUAGUUGAUUAGUGUCACUUUAAUGCAGGCAGAUUUCCCUUACUAACAUUGUUUUGUUUUUUGUGUGUGUAAAAUCGUGGAUAGAAAAAAGAAAUGGCUAGACCGAACACAGGGUUUGUAUUUUUACAGAGGAAAGCAUUGGAAGGCUAGUCUGCAUGUGAGGCAUAUUACAACACUGCGCUAAUUAUAUGCUCCCAAUGACCAGCAUUGAUUGAAUAACUGGGUCUAAUUAAGUAGUUGCAGCAGAACCCCCUUCAGGAUUAAAUACACUGGAGAUGUGUGUUAACCUUGCAACAAAAAUGUUUUGCAUUGUAGGAUUAAAACGACAGGGGCACUUCACCCAGACUGAGAUAAAGUGGUCUUGGGUCCCUUUAGUGUUCAUUCAAUCUACUUUAGAUUUUUUGUUAUGAGAACCUGAGCAAGCUAUAUCAAAUAGGUCCAGCACACCGUUAGUAAGAAUACAGUAGUACCUUUUGCACACACUGCCAAUGGAUGGAUAGUUUCUUUUUGGCUCUAAGUACCUUACAUUAGGCAACUUUGAUAAUAUGUAUCAAAGCACUGAUUAGGUGAGGCAUACACUUUUUAUAAUAGAGUUAAAUUUUUAUUGUGUCUUUCUUUCAUCCAGGCUGGUUGACUGUGGGACCUACACUUACAAAUAGCAACUUUAUUUCGGAGACUUAUGCAUCCUAUUUUAAUGCACCGAAUACCCCUCUUACUGGCUGCACUGAGGAGAUUGAAAGGCUCCGUCCCAAAACACCCCCUCCUAAAUCAGAUCGCGGCUUCGGAGCAUCCAGGGGAGGUGGUCGAGGUGGACCUUCAGCAGGCCGUGGAGAAAGAGGCAGGGAGAGAAACAGAGGAAGCUUUAGGGGAGAUAGAGGAAAUUUCCGAGGACGUGGCGGACUGCACAGGGGUGGGUUUACCCCUCGCUGAUUCAUUCCAAGUAGACUAUUUUCUUUUUUUUAUUAUUUAGAUCAGUAACUCUUUUUAAAAAACAUGAAAAAUACAUGUAGAAUGUGAAUCCAUUGUGGAAACGCACUCUUUUACAAAACAUUAUUCUUUUUUUUUUUUUUUUUUAUUAUCAUCAUCAUCAUAUUGUAUUCUGUUUUAUAUGAG